CGGCCAAAGUAUAUUAUAUCGGCGCACAGGUCUACUUCAACACUUGUCGAAUUGCAACUGAUAACAACGAGUAUCUUGAUUACGUAGUUCAGUUUUGCCGGUUUUUUGUGUCAAAGAGACUAUAUCUAAAUUAUCGUCAAAAUAAAGAGCUUCACAGCAACGCCAGUCAGAAUUUGGAUUUCGCUACGAGAAAUGGUUCAAUUAAAUGAUCUUGAGCGGCAGGUCGAUGAAAUCAUCAUCAACGUACCGUGGGGUCAUAUUGCCGGGAAAUGGUGGGGUUCGAAAUCGUGUCGGCCGAUUAUUCUACUUCAUGGUUGGCAGGACAAUGCUGGCUCAUUUGAUCCGCUUGUUGUCGAGUUACCGAAUCACAUCAGUUACCUGGCAAUCGAUUUACCGGGUCAUGGACUAUCGUCUCGAAUACCUGAUGGAAUGAUGUACUCAAUGGAAACACACUACCUUGCUCUGCUGUUAGUGUUGGAACAUUUCAAAUGGGACAAAGUGUCGUUGAUGAGUCAUUCGCUGGGAUCAGUGGUGGCAUUUUAUUUUGCGGCGAAUUUUCCCGACAAAUGCGAUCUUCUCAUUGGACUCGACGGAUUGAAGCCAAUUAACAUAAAUUACGACAUUUUGAAUCGAUAUUUUUCUUUCGGUGUGCUACAAGCCAUCAAAGCCGACAUUCGUAAUCGAGACGACAGUGAGCCACCAUCGUACACAUUCGACGAACUGUUGGAUAAAGUGAAAGCGGGCGUUUUCAUGGAAAUUAGCAGGGAAGCUGCACCGUAUCUUCUUAAACGCGCAGUAAAACCGUCACAGCUCUAUCCGAACAAAUUUUAUUUCACUCGAGACGAUCGAUUGAGAGCAUCCACCGUGCCAAUGCAGUCACACGAAGCGACUGUGAAAUUUGCCAAAAAUAUCACUUCUCCCUACUGUUUUAUAGAGGCAUCGGAGAGUGCUGCCAUGUUGGGGGCAUUCGAAGAUCCAAAGUAUUACGACGAGAUUAUGGAAAUUAUGCAUGAAAAUCCGAAUUUCGAAAAGCAUCGGGUCAUUGGUGGUCAUCACGUUCAUUUGAAUGAGUGCAAUAAGGUCAGUGGAAUUAUUUCGUCCUUCAUCAAUAAAUACCGACCACCAAGUGUGUUGAGUAAAUUGUAACAAAUGUAAACAUGAGCCAGAAAUGAA
Bradysia coprophila is the source of this 1173-nucleotide messenger RNA. RefSeq names its product putative serine hydrolase. NCBI's taxonomy places the organism in Eukaryota, Metazoa, Arthropoda, Insecta, Diptera, Sciaridae. The record is from RefSeq and is a predicted model, not a curated record. Gene Ontology annotation, cellular component: membrane.